This is a messenger RNA of Aspergillus sclerotioniger CBS 115572, 2484 nucleotides long. RefSeq lists its product as uncharacterized. The transcript is spliced from 7 exons. Bases 1 to 2484 code for a protein of 827 amino acids. The record is from RefSeq and is a predicted model, not a curated record. Lineage: Eukaryota; Fungi; Ascomycota; Eurotiomycetes; Eurotiales; Aspergillaceae.
AUGGGAUCUCGAAAGAGAGUAAAGCCCAGCCCCCCAGGCGCGGACUCCAAGUCCCCUUCAGCCUCGAGCAAUGAUGCUACAUCGCAUUCCCCAGGCGGAGGCCGUGCGGAGUCACGGAACAGAAGCACUGCGAGUUGGUAUCCUGCAGUCUGGCCGGCGGUUUCCAGAGCAUCAAAAGCGGCCCCUGUUACCGAGGUUGCCCCACCGAAACUCACUUCCCGCUCAACUUCCCAGCUCGAUUCCCCUAAACAACCUCGAAAUCCUUCUCUCCAACUUACUCGCAAAGUGGGUGCGUCCAGCAGGUCUCUUCCUGCGGACACCGCGACAACGAGGAUUAACAUAGCUUCCGAUGAGGACGCUCGGUCGUGCCCGGCUAGCACCACGACCCGACCAACAGAGGAGGAAGCGCCAAACGUGCAGGAGCCAGUAUCUGCGGAUGACGCAGUUAAGGGACCGUUGAUUCCUGCCCCCGAGACUACCACAAAUGAAAAUCCCGAGGUCGCUGAUCCAGUCCCUACAUCUAAUCCCCAACCUGGUGGAUGGCUUUCAUGGUUUUAUGCUCCGUCAACCGCCGAGAAGCCUGCUCCGAAAGAGCCAGUGUCAGAGGCCAGUGAAGAAUCGUCCGGGGAAUCCCAGGCUUUGAAAGACGAGGAACAGGCCAGGUCAGAAGACCAGAGCCAGGUAGAGCCAGAUACAUCGGAACCAAAUAGGUCGGAACCAGAUACGUCGGAACCCGAUAAGCCUGCAGAAGUGCCUGAAGUGUCUGAAAGUUCACGAACUUCUCACAAACGUUCUUGGCUUCAAAUGUGGUACGGCUCGUCGACCAAAGGGCCAGAAGGGCCUGUGGGCGAGCCUGUGAGCGAGCUUUCAAAUGCAGUAGGCAGGCCAACUACGCAAGGCGAGCAGACGGCAUCUGCAUCAAUCCCAGAUGAUGAAACGCAAGGGGCAACGGACAGUUCGGCUAAAUUGUCCGCGAAGGAUGUAAAGCCUUCGGGAUGGUCUUUCUGGUUUAGGGACUCUUCGAAAGACCCUAUUCAGGAAAAUUCACAAGAGGUUCAGGUAGUUGAGACUUCUGCAACGCCAGAUCCUACCAUGAAAAGGCAGCCAGGUGAAGCUGAAACGGAAUCAGAAGCAAGGGCUGAGAUCGCAAAGAAGGGAAGCGUUAAGCUCAAGAACCCCAAGGGUAGCUCUGCACUACCUGACAAGUCCACGCUGCGUCUGGAAGCCGGUCUCAAUGAUUUGGUACCAGGGCCUUCCGAAGCGGCCGCUUCAAAACAACUGCGCAAGGUAUUGCCUAACCAAGUUUUACCACGGUUUCAGGACACCUUCGCCUUGCAGGAGAAACCCAGCUUGCUGCAAACAAUAGGACGGUAUUUCCAGUAUAGCAAGGACUCGAACAACAAACAUGUCCACAUGGUCAAGGAUACGCCCCCUAUCAAAAGGGCAUUGGCCAUUGGGAUACACGGGUACUUCCCUGCUCCAUUGAUUCGAAGUGUCCUCGGUCAGCCGACAGGCACCUCGAUUCGAUUCUCGAACAUGGCGGCGGAGGCCAUACAAACCUGGGUCGACGACCAUGGUUACAAAUGCGACAUUGAGAAAAUCGCAUUAGAGGGCGAGGGUCGUAUAUCCGAGCGUGUCGACCUGUUGUGGAAGCUAUUACUCAAUUGGAUGGAAGAAAUCAGAAAAGCCGACUUCAUCCUGGUGGCAUGUCACAGUCAGGGUGUCCCUGUUGCCAUUAUGCUGGUCGCUAGAUUGAUAUCUUUUGGCUGCCUCAAUGCAGCCCGUGUCGGCGUGUGUGCUAUGGCAGGCGUCAACCUGGGCCCAUUCGCGGACUACAGGUCCCGAUGGAUCAGCGGCUCCGCUGGCGAGCUCUUUGAAUUCGCCCUUCCUUACAGCCAAGUCUCCAAGGAUUACGAAUCGGCACUGAGGACCUGUCUCGAUUUCGGGAUUCGGAUAUCAUACAUCGGAAGCAUCGACGACCAGCUAGUUUCUCUAGAGUCCUCGCUAUUCGCCCCAGUAACCCACCCAUACAUCUACCGCGCAGCCUUCGUCGACGGCAGAGUACACGCCCCAAGCUUUCUCUCCCACCUCGUCGGCUUUGUUUUAAAGCUCCGCAACCUCGGUAUCCCAGACCACGGUCUCCUCCGUGAACUCAGCUCCCCAUUAGCAGGCAGUCUAUACAGUGGAGAAGGCCACUCCCGCCUUUACGACGACCCAGCCGUAUACCGUCUGGCCAUCGACUUCGCCCUCGAAACAUCCACCAUCCACAGCGCCUCCCUCCAUAUCAAACGCACCCAGCCAGCCCCCGCAAACCCCUAUAUCCUUCCCUUCGCAAUGCGCGGUAUCCUCGAAGAGGAAUACGUCCGCCGCGAACUCUUCGAAGAGACCAUGGAAUUACUGCGUCAAUUCGACGACUGGAAACCAACCAGCAAGGUGCUCAAAGACGUCAAGUUUCGGUUAGAAGGGAUUCGGUCGAAAUUAUGA